Messenger RNA from Urocitellus parryii (Arctic ground squirrel), 1602 nucleotides. RefSeq names its product BTB domain containing 16 (gene Btbd16). NCBI's taxonomy places the organism in Eukaryota, Metazoa, Chordata, Mammalia, Rodentia, Sciuridae. The record is from RefSeq and is a predicted model, not a curated record.
AUGGACUGGACUCAGGUGUCUAGGUCAUUGCACAUCCUGAGCAUGCUGGGCACCACCAGGUGCUCACCUCUUUCCUGCUGUGUAUCUCCACUACCAUUCAUUAAAAUGUUGAAUCCGCAACACAAAGCACGGCUGGAGCGCCGGAUCGUUGGCUCCACCAACCGGUGGCGCUUGCCUCAGGAGCCUUUCUUUGGGGACCUGCUGGCACUUCCCCAGAUGUGCCAGGCUUUGGGCAUCGACAUUGAGGAAACUCUGAAGAACCCAGAAAGGUUACGUAUUCCAAAAAUCCAGAAAAUUUUCACUGAGAAUUUGAAGGACAAGGCCAGCCAAAACGGGGAAGCAGACGUGACUCUCGAAUGCCUCGGCUUCAAGUGGGAACUCCACCAGCCCCAGCUGUUCCAGUCGGAGACCUUGACCAAGCUGUACUUGGCCGCCCUGGGCCGGGGAGGUCCAAGCCCCCGCCGAGCUCUGUUGCCAGGGAAGGUCCAAGAACGCAACCGUGUCAAGAGGAUGAUCAUUUCCCUGAAGAUCAACGAUCCAGCGGUCACCAGAGCUGCCUUCGCCACGGCUCUGAAGAACCUCUACCUGAAGGAUGAGGAGAUGAACGUGGAAGAAGUCCUGGGCGUGCUGGCCUCCGCCCACGUCCUGCAGUUCAGCCGCCUGUUCAAGAGAUGUGUGGUCACGAUGAUGAAUGGACUCGGGCCAAGCACCAUCAAGAACUUCUACCUGGCUGGCCACAGGUACAAGGAAGAGCAGCUCACGACCGCUUGCGAGAGGUGGCUGGAAAUGAACUUGGUCCCUCUGAUGGCGACACAGAUCCAUCUUCGGCAUAUCCCUCAGGAGCUGCUCCAAAAGGUGCUGAGGUCCCCCAGGUUGUUCACCUUCAGCGAGUUUCAUCUUCUGAAAACUUUACUCAUGUGGGCCUACCUGCAGCUCAACAGCAAGAUCCAGGCCAUCCCCAUCCACGAGACCAUGCUGACGUUUUUCAACAGCUUUCCCAAGAAGUGCUGCUUUCUGGACCGAGACAUAGGACAGAGCUGGCUGCCGCUCUUCCUUUGCUUGCGUCUGCACAGCAUCACUAGCGGUAAGGAUCUGGAGGAGUUAAGGCACAUAAACUUCUUUCCCGAGUCCUGGCUGAUCCGGGUUACAGCCAACCAUUACCACGCACUGGAGAGCGGAGGUGACAUGGCCCACCUGAAAGAUCUGACCACCCAGGCUGUGAGAUUUGGGCUGCUUUUUGACCAGGAGAACACCACUCAUUCAAAGAUGAUUUCUAUAUAUGGAUUCUUCUUUGAGAUAAAGGGAAUCAAACAUGACACUACCUCUUACAGUUUUUACAUGCAGAGAAUAAGGCACACAGACUUGGAUUCCCCCUCUACCAUCUGCGAGCACAGCGCCGUCAGCCUGAAGUCAGAGCGUCUGGUGAAGUAUGAGAUCCGAGCCCAGACCCUGGUGGAAGGCAGGUGGCAGGAGUUCAGCACUAACCAGAUCACACAGAAGUUCGGCUUCGUCCAGCCGUGCUGCAAAAGCCACGCCCUGAAAAUCCAAACUGUGGGCAUCCCAAUCUAUGCAAGUUUUGCAUUCAUCUUCCCACUAUCUUGA